GUUUCCUUGUAGACCGAGUUGCUGGAGUUAGCAUCAUUCCUGGGACUUCCUGAUCGCCUCCCCCUUCAAACCUACCCCCCUUCUCCGCUGCCCACGCUCCUCCCCGCGUUCCCUGUGUCUCCCUCCUUCCCUGCUUUCCUCCUGUCUCUUCUCCCCACCCCGCCAGCCGGCAGCCCGGCUGUGCUGGGAAAGGGCGGGCGCCGGCGUCUGCUAGGGUGGGUGAGAGCUAGAGCUAGAGCGAGCUCGUCAGUGCUGGAGUCCGUGCUGGAGCCAGAGCAAUCUUGGGGCAUCGGGGGAAGGAGAAAGGACCAAGCACCUGGGAGAGGCGUGGAACCUUUCCAGCCCAGGCGCUCUUCAUGGCGUCUCAUCAGCAAACGAGGAUCCAAGCUUACCUGGAGAAGAACAAAAUAGGUCCCCUGUUUGAGGAAUUGAUGACCAAACUCAUAACAGAGACACCUGACCAACCAAUCCCAUUCCUCAUUGACCAUCUACAGUCCAAACAAGGACCCCGAAGUCAACUUCAAAGAACAUUGUCUGGUUCAGCAGCUUUAUGGGCAGAAAGUGAAACAUCAGAACCCAAAGGAACUAGAAGAGACUUCAGAAGUUAUGAUAAACCCUGGCAGGUAAAUGCAAAGAAGCCAAAGAAGUCCAAGAGUGACCUUGCUGUGUCUAAUAUUUCUCCACCAUCACCGGAAUCCAAAUCAUUGCCAAGGUCAGUGGAGCAUCCUAAGUGGAACUGGCGGAUCAAACCAGAAAGCCAUGACUUUGAUGAAUUAAAUCACAUCCUUCAAGAGAGCAAGAAGCUGGGGAAAGCCCUUGAGAAUCUCUCUAGAAGCAUUGCUAUUUCAGAUGAACUUGAUAAGGAUACAAUGGCUUUUAACUCAACUCUUCUGAGACCUCGAGUGAUUGGAGAAUGGGUUGGUCGAGAAGAAAAUGAUGCUGAUCCACUUGCUGCUGAAAUGUUGCAGCCUCCAAUUCCCAGAAGCAAAAAUGAGCAGUGGGGAAGUGAAGACAGCACCACUAGCCCUGCAGGAAGCUUAAAGAUGGAACCCAAGAGUAAAGGAUUAAAACAGCAGCAACAGCAACAUAAGAAGCUUCUAGCAGCAAUGUUAUCUCAAGAUUCUUUUGAAUCCAUCCACAGUCCCACUCCAUCUGUAACUGAAGAAGAUAUUGACAAUGAAGAUGAUGCAAUGGAAUUGCUGGAGGACCUGGAUGAUUUGAGAAUGGAAGGAGUAACUACCCUGAUGCCUUCUGGGAGCAAAUUUAACCCCACUCGAACAACUCAUCUUCCUGAACCCCAGGCAAAGGUCACAUUGAACAUCUGCUCCAGGUGUGCCAGGUUACAAGGUGACAAUCUAGAAGAAGGGACAGAAGAAGUUUCACAGAUGCUUCAAACACCUGAAGCAGCAGCCCCAGACUCUGUAGAAACAGAUUCUUUAUGUGCAACUGAAGCAAUGGAGGAUGAUGAAUUUGAAAGUGCUUCUCAAAUAAUAGGACCUUGCCCCCCAGUAUGGGACCUGGCUAACAUGGCUACCAGAAGUGGGAGCUCCCCAAGCUUAAAACUCUUGAAAGAUUCUUUAGCUGCAAAGGAACUACAGAGCAUGGAGAAGCAUCUUGCUGAUAUUGAAAAGGACCUUGCACUGUGGGAAGAAGCAAGACAUGCAAGAAGUCCAAGUAAUACGCAUAAUAUUUCAGUUGCAUCUGACCUUCAAGGAAAUCUUCAGUCAUCACCAGGACUUGGUGCAAGACUUCCAGAUCCCAGCCAAACAGGCAAAACCAUUCAGCUCAAGCUCCAGGGAGACAAAUCCCUCCCUUCUGUCGACAGCAGAGUACGAGUCUCCAGUAUCUCAAAUAGUAGGCCUCAUCUUCUCAUAGCCCAGACAAACAGGCCUCAGACGCUAACAGUUCCAGGAAGCAGACCUAUAACUCCAAAUAGUUUGUUGUCUCGAACUCUUACCCCUAGCAACCAGGGAAAGAAGGAAAGGAGUAUUAAUAUUCAAAGGAGCAGGUCUGUCCCAUCUAAGAGCCAAAUUGGUAGAACCCUCAGCACUCCUCCUGGGCUAGUUAUUCCAAUAAGUGGAGACAAGCUAACAAGUACAAUUCUGAGAAGCAGUUUUUCUGAAGGAGAAGCUUCCAGUGGGGGACUCUCACUGAAGAACUUCAUGGAAGAUGAGGAUUCUUUAAAGCAUCUGCAGGUUGUUCAUCAGCCAUGGAUUUUACCAAGUGACACAGAGAGUGAAGGAAUUGAAGCAGAACAAGAUAAAUGUAUGUGAAACUGGUAGAAGAAUAUACAUGUAGUUAAUAAUGAAAUUAUCAAUUAUUGAGAUCAACCUACAGAUAUGCUUUUAUUGUGUAUAAUAGCUUAAAGAUUGGUUAUUUUUCUAAUAUGAAUAGGGAAAAAGUACUAAUAUUACCAGCGAUACUAAAAUGUGGAAUCACAGUACAUUUUAACUAGCAUGGCACAGAAACCUUGAGGAGGUUAGUCUUAACUACAACUCUUAACUUGUGGUUAGUGCACUGGGAUUUGGAUGAGUCAACAUCUGGCUAUUUUAGAUGGAAAUUUGACAUGUUAAAUAAUAUCCAAUGCAAAUAAUUUUGCUUAAAGUCUUUCUCUAUUUUAACUUGUCUAGUGUUUUUUUUACUCCUUAUAUUUUUAUAAUAUUUUAUCAUUUUUUAGAUUAAUAAAUUAUACAUAUUUACCUAAGUGUGCCAAAAUGUACCAUUUCAGUUUCAUGGAGUUAAAUGUUUAGUCACUGUUACCUGCAUUGUAUUCUUUGUGGAGUUCUGUAAUUACUACUUUUUAAAGUAUCUGAUCUUACUUUUUAAAAAAAGGUGAAUUGCUCAUGGUGAGCAGGUAUAUAAAGAAUGAAAUGCAUGAAAAAAACCAAAUUCUUAUGCAAUGAAAAAUGUUUGUCCACAUAUUCAACUUUGAACACUGUUCACAUGAUCUAUUUUUUGAGGAUAAGUAAUAUCUACUUACACUUUUGAACAUGUUUAUACAGUGAUGCUCAACAGUGAUUUAAUGUUAACAAAAUAGUAGCUUUCUUGAGCAUGUUUUCCAUUUGUUUUCUUGUUUGUCUCAGAACCUGUGUUUGGUUGUUGCAUUUUAACAUGUAAGAUUGUUUAGUUAAAUCACAUGUUUAAUGCUUUCCCCUAAAGUGGCCAAAAAAGUCACUACAUGAUAAAAGAAUAAAAAAACAAAACAAAACCUGAUCACUGAAACACUCUUACAUUAUGGAUAUUAAUUUUGACCAAUGACUCAGUCAAUAUUUCUGGAAGUAAAAAUUUGUGAUAGUAGUAUUUUUAAAACUAUCAUUAAAAAGUAUAAAGUUUAAUUUAAAAGCAUAGAAAAAUAAUUCAUAAAGUUAGCCAAGGAGUUUCUGGGCCAAAUAGAUAUACAAGAUAUGUAAUCAUAAGGAAUAUAUAAAUCUAAAGUGGUCUUCUGGUUUAGUUCCUUGUUUCCAGACAAGUCAAUUCAUUAAUUAUUAAGAAGAUAUUUUUGUCCAUCCUAUUUUUAGAAAUAUUUUGGUAUAUUAUUUGCAUUCUAGCUUGGGUCCACUUCUAUUUUUUUAAUCAUAAUACAACCAAGUUUUUAUAUCUAAUUGGACUCAACAUUUAAACAUAUUUCCAAUUGCUUCUUUUUUAUGGAAAUAAGUAUUUUGUAUGCUUAAAGAAAAUGAUUGUCAUAUGUGAACCACCUUGUCUCUAACUUUCUGAAUUCUAGUUAUCAAUUAUCUUCAUUGUACCUAUUUCCAUGUCCUCCAACCACUUUUUUGGUAUAAGUCUCCAUAGCCCAAAAUAUACACUGGGGUAUUUGGAGACAUUUUCCAGACCUUGAUCAAAAUUCUCCCUAUUUGGAAAAAUUUUGAGGAACGCAUUAGCUGAUGAAUGAGACACUAAGCACUAUAAGGAGUCAGUUUUCCCUGAAUUGUGUCAAUACUUCCAGAACAGCAAAGUGUAUUUCGCAUGCCUGGAGUUAGAUGGAUGUAUUUAGACUAUUGCUAGAAUCUUUUUGUAUGGAAGCAGCAUCUAGAAUCCAUAUACAUGCAUGGAACUUGUACAAGGUGUGCUAUCACACUCCAAGGAAGAAUUUCCAGUGGUCAUAACUCUAACCCUAAGGGAAAAUGCCAAGGGCGAAUCUUCCUCUGAAUAUGGCAGCACACUCCUACCCAAGCUCUCUGCAUGCCUUUGCCAGCAUUUCUAAAUCGUUUGUAAUAGCAGUCAAUAUAAUGUAACAAUCCAAAUCAACUCUGCCUAGACUGAUGUGAAUGGACAGAUUAGUUACUUAAUGACAUCACAAGGAAAAUGAAGAAGGAAUGAUUUUUUUCCUCUGUAUUUUUUGUCCCAAGAACAAUUGGGGGUAUGAAUUAGCAUAAAAAGUAUUAUAUAUGACUCUA
Molecule: messenger RNA, 4397 nt
Organism: Monodelphis domestica (gray short-tailed opossum)
Lineage: Eukaryota; Metazoa; Chordata; Mammalia; Didelphimorphia; Didelphidae
Gene: C3H8orf34
Product: chromosome 3 C8orf34 homolog
Source: RefSeq, a predicted model, not a curated record